UGAGGACUGGAUACCUCUCCUGUUUAAAGUUUACUAUCACAAGGAUCCAGAUGUUCCACAGAUCGUAGCAAUUGCAUUUGGUAUUUGUGCUGAAUUCGGAGCAGAUUUCCUUAAACCUCAUGCUGAAGCAAUGUUCAAUUGUUUGAAAUCUGCAUUGGAGCAUCCUAAUGCAAAAUACCAGUAUAACAUCAUGGCUUAUGAGGCUGCUGUUUUUACCUGUGGGAAGUUAAACCAGUUUCUCUCAGAUGACUUCUACACCUCUGAGUUCCUGUGGCUCUGGCUUAGCCACUUACCAAUAAGGUGUAAUCUGGAUGAGGCUAAAAUCAGUCAUGGAAUACUUUGCUCAAUGAUAGAGACGUUUGAGGAUAGAGCUAUUGGCCCUCGAGGACUUCAUAUACCAAAGAUCAUAGCAAUUUUCGCUGAGGUUUUAUGGGCAGGGAACAACUUGGCCACAGAAGAAACUAGAGGGCGAAUUAUCAAGCUAUUGAAGAAAUUUCAAAGGGAACAGCACCCUUCUGUCUUGUUCGAAACACUUGAAACAUUACCUUUACCACACCAAAACUUGGUGCGCACCGUCUUGUCCACCUUAUAAACUGGUUGUGCAUUCUUUGAGUAGAUAGAUACGUGUACAGAACGGAAAUAGCUAACAGGAAAAAUAGCAGACUCAUAAUUGUAGAGUGAGAAAGAUUACUGUAAUAUAGAGUGUGAAUGUACGCAAAGGAUGAAGUAGUAUCGGAUUGUAAAGGAGAUUCUUGUGUAUGAAAGGAAGUUACUAGCCAGAUCUUAUGAAAAAUAAGAUCUAAACGUAGAUAGAGCGUUACCUGUUACAUUUCUCCCCCGAUAUCAUUUAGCGUGGAGGUUGUGUCCUUCGUUGCUAGCUUGUUUGUACUCCGUCAAAGUGUGGUAACUGAACAUUACCUUUUGGUCUAU
Molecule: messenger RNA, 930 nt
Organism: Solanum pennellii
Lineage: Eukaryota; Viridiplantae; Streptophyta; Magnoliopsida; Solanales; Solanaceae
Product: importin-5-like
Exons: 6
Coding region: 131-592 (153 amino acids)
Source: RefSeq, a predicted model, not a curated record